Schistosoma haematobium is the source of this 2424-nucleotide messenger RNA. RefSeq lists its product as uncharacterized. Gene Ontology annotation, molecular function: actin filament binding. Gene Ontology annotation, cellular component: F-actin capping protein complex; cytoplasm. Bases 40 to 867 code for a protein of 275 amino acids. Gene Ontology annotation, biological process: regulation of lamellipodium assembly; actin cytoskeleton organization; barbed-end actin filament capping. NCBI's taxonomy places the organism in Eukaryota, Metazoa, Platyhelminthes, Trematoda, Strigeidida, Schistosomatidae. The transcript has 5 exons. The record is from RefSeq and is a predicted model, not a curated record.
GGAGGCUCUUAUUUCGAAGUUUGCGCCACAGCGAUGGAUAUGGCCAAUCCUCUUACCUCUGUCAUGGAUUUGAUGCGGCGUCUACCGCCGCAAAAGAUUAAUCAUACUUUGGUGGAUGUAAUCUCACUUAAACCAGAACACUGUGAAGAUAUUUUAAGCUCAGUGGACCAACCUUUAAAGAUCGCAAGAGAUGUCCAUGCUGAUCGUGAUUAUUUAUUAUGCGAUUAUAACAGAGAUGGUGAUUCUUAUCGAUCACCUUGGUCAAAUACCUAUGACCCACCAUUAGAAGAUGGAGCUAUGCCAAGCGAAAGUCUUCGUAAACGAGAAAUAGAAAUUAAUACAGCUUUUGAUCAAUACAGAGAAAUGUAUUAUGAGGGAGGGAUAUCUUCAGUUUACCUAUGGGAUAUGGACCAUGGAUUCGCUGGGGUUAUUCUGAUAAAAAAAGCUGGUAAUGCUAAGUUGGCUAGCGGUUGUUGGGACUCAAUACAUGUUAUUGAUGUUGUUGAAAGGCCUUCCGCUAAAAUAUCCUUAUAUAAGCUUACAAGUACCGUUAUGUUAUGGCUUCAAACUCAACGAGAAUCUGCAGGUUAUUUCAAUCUCGGUGGUAGUCUUUCAAGAUUCAGUGAACGUGAACUUCCUUUGGGAGACUCAGGUGUUCCAAUAACUACGUCACAUAUUGUUAAUAUUGGACGUAUGGUAGAAGAUGUUGAAAACUCAAUCCGCUCAACGCUCAAUGAAGUAUAUUUCGGUACAACCAAGAAUAUUGUUGACUCAUUACGUUCUAUCGUACCUGCUUCAGAAGAGGAAAAACGUCGGCGCUUAGUUCAAGAAGUACACACAGCCUUACAAAAUAAGUCCCAGUCAUAGAUACGUUUAAUCUCAUCACAUUUAGCUCUAACAUGCGCUAAUAACUUUUUGAUUUUUUUCUUAAAUACUGAAUAUCUAAAGAAUGCUCAGUAUUUCUUUUAAAUGAUUACCAUCCCUCUUUUAUGCGCUAUUCAGUUGCGUGGUUUUUAUUUGUGGUAUUUGUAAACUUCAGAGUAUCUGAGACUUACAAAACUUUUUCCAUUGUUAGAAAAACUUCACAUCGGUUAUUCUCAUAUAUGUCGCUUUUUUAUAAUAUCAUUCCUGUUAACAAUAUUUUUUGAAGUCAACUUUAAAGAUAACCUCAAAUACGUAUAUUUCAUAAUUCUACUUUAGUAUUUUCACUGUGCAAAACAGAAUUAUCACUGACCCUUUCUUUUGUUAACGGUGGUUGGUGAUAAUCUGUUUUUAAAACUGUUAUUGACUUUAUUGCACAAUUGGAGUUGAGAAACUAUCAGACUAAUCAAGUUCCACUAAACUUUGUUUAUUUGUUUUAUGUGCUUAGUUUUGAUAUACCUAUAGUUAUUGUCUUGUAUUGUCAUUGUGAGGGUUUCCAAGGUGUUUUCAUCACAGUAUUUUGAAUAAAACUGAUCUUUAACGUUGUCAGACUGUUGCCAGUGGGGCGCACAUCUGCUUCUCAUUUCACCAUGUUUUUCGAGGAAUUUGGGUUGAGUUUGAAGGUUAGUUUCGUAUUGAUUCCCGAAUUUAAUAUUAUGGGAGAUGUCGUUGAUCGAUGGCUUCAAGUCUAUUCAGUACAUUUGCUUAUUUAACCGUAAUUUUGUGUCUUCAGAUCACAGCUUUUGCGACUGGUUUAUUACAGAUAAACAAAGAUCGACAUUAUCAGUGAGACAACUCUAUCAGCGUAUAUCUUUCCAGGUGCCUUAAACGCAUGUAAAAAUGUGUCAUUUAAUGGGAGACAUCUGUAACUUGGGGGCCUUCUCGAGUUGAGCGGGGAUAGUAUCUCACAACUUAUAUCUAAGUCAAACCUCGUGUUAAUGCGUAACAUUGGUUACUCUUCCGUUGCAUCUAGGUAUUGUAACUACCUUGAUGAUCGUAUAGGAAGAGCAUACCAAUAUUGCAGAAUUAUGUUAUUAAGAAUAAGUGGAAGGAAAGGAUUGCUACCACUGACAUCUGGGCCUGUUCAUGAUGUGCCACUGGUCUGUGCGCGUCACUUGUCAUUGGUGAGGGUCGGGAGAUUGUUUGACAUCCAGUGACGUGACUGCAGGGUGAUUUGGCUGUGGUUUACUGAUAUUUCAUAUUUGAAUACUAUAAUUUUUCUCAUUCAAGUGUUUGAAUUUACUUUAAAUGACCGUCCGCCUAUUUGUAAACCUAAUGAAUGUUGGAUUGAACAAACCCUUUUAUGGUUCGUGAAAUAGCAUAACACCCUUCAUAUUGAUCCAAGUUUAAAAGAACCUGUUAACAAUGUAUGAAAGUCGAGCUAGAGUAUUUAGUGAAAUCAAAUGUUUUACGCAUACCUCUGCUAAAAUUGCUUCAGUGGCGUAAACAUCUAUACAGGGAUAAGGCUGGAAGAAACAAGUUAGAAGCCUGAAAUAUUUCACG